AUGUCGUUGCCCUGCAGGUGUUGCAAAGAAAUUUCUGGUUUAGCUACCUUCCGCGCAUUGGGCGCUAAGUCCGAGAAAAAGACUAAAACCUUUUCGCGGGAGGCUGAUCCUUUUUUCUUCACCGCACGCAAACGCAUCACAGACCACCAACACCCACACACCAACAGACCACCCACACCAACCAUCCUCGACUUCCAUCCUCCACAUCCCACAAUGAACGCCUUCAUCGCUUACCCCAGCUCGACCGCCUACAACUGCCAGAAGAACGGCGUAGCCACCCGUGCCAUCUACAAGCGCCGAAGCCCUCGUCGCGCUAACAGCAAGGAGAUUAACCACGCGUACGUCGAUUCGCAGAUUCUCCAGCGCCCGAAGACCGUCAAGCAGUCGACUCCCGCCGACGUUGACUACGAGUCGGGCCUCUACUCCGAGUUCGAGCUCGAUGCCUACGCCUCCAACGAGGAGCUCAUCCGCGCCUUCGUCUCGACCAACGCCUAA
Messenger RNA from Acanthamoeba castellanii str. Neff, 495 nucleotides. RefSeq lists its product as uncharacterized. The coding region runs from base 1 to 495 and encodes 164 amino acids. The transcript has a single exon. The record is from RefSeq and is a predicted model, not a curated record. Lineage: Eukaryota; Discosea; Longamoebia; Acanthamoebidae.